UGUGGAUCUGGCCUGGUGCAGCUCACAGAAGGGGAGUCUGGAGGCAUGGCCAUCUGCCAGACGUCACAUCAGCCUCUACCUCGCCUUCCCUGUGCCAGCCCAGCCAGUGGGCGCUGGUAUAUUAAGGACCCUCACACCCCUAAAAGCCCAAGCCCAUCAUCUGUCUUGUACCCAGCAGCCCAAAUUAGUGUGGCUCUUGAGCAGAGGGCCGCUGUGAGCCAGAGCAGGGCUGUUUACACUGUGUUCUGGUUGACUGGUCCAGGCCUCAGCUCGAGCCCCUGGCAAUCCCACCAUGCCCCUCUGGGCAGCCAGCUCUCCCAUUCACAGUGUGAGCCUCCACCCCUCACUUCCUUGGGCACUCAUUCUUCCUCCAGUUAGCAGAGGUGUCCCGCCUGCCUCAUCAGAGGAAAGAGCCCAACUGCAAGCACACCUGCCCUGUCCUUACCUAUUCCCCUCCCCAACCUCCAGUCCAGGCAGAGCUGCCCUCCUGGACUCUGGGUCCUGUCCUCUCCCACUGCUGUGGUAAGAGCCUGCUAUCUGAUGAUCCCUCUCAGGGGAACAGCCUCUGCUUCUCAACAUGGUCCUCCAGUGUUAAAUGAACAUGUUAUAGGCUCCAUAUAAGGGACCCUCCAUCAACUCAUUAACUCCCUCUAGGUCUCUCCCUGUCUUCACAACCAAACUUCCCCAAAGGGUAUCUACCUCUGCCCCCUGCGUUUCCUCUCCUCCCGCUGUGCUUGGCAGCUUUCCAGGAGGGCUGCACUCAGACCACCAGUGAUGUCCGGUCUACAUCAGAGGCAUGUUCCUUGACCUGCCACACUUGGCCAGUGACAUUCUGCCCCCCAUCCCCACCCCGGGUGCAUUCUCCUACUUCUCUCUAUCAUAUUCAUGCUCCUCCUGCCAUGAGAGGGUAGGUUUCUCAGGACUCAGUCACAGGCCUCUUCACCCCCCACUCUUAGGGGUGACCUUAUUCUCACCCAGGCUUGCUUCCAGCCCAGCUUUCUCCUGAGCCCAAAGGUGUUGGAUGUGUGCCAGCUGUCCACCUGACAUCUCCAUCAGAUGUCACAGACCUUGGCUUUCCUCUUACACCCCACAUCCACCAGACCCAAAUUCUAUCAAUUCUUGCCAUUUCUUCCCCCGCCCCAGUCACCUUCCUGAUGCAAAGCCAGCAUCCUCUGCCCUAAAUCACCAAAAGUGUCCUCACUUCUCUCCCCACUCCCCGACAAUGGCCCCCUCAAAUCCAGCUGCAUGACAACCAGUGACCUUUGGAAAACAUUUGAGUUUCUUUUUUACUUUUCCUGAGCAUCUUUCUCACACAUUGCUUCUCUGGGUUCCCAUCCCUCUCCUCCCAUGGCUGACAAGAGCCUCCGUGCUCCCUUCUGAACUCUCCUCCAGCCAUACUGGCCUUCCAUUUCCUGGGAGUCACUGAGGUUCUGUGUACAUCCUACUUGCACUGGUUCAGCAUAUACCAGUUUCUCAAACACCAGUUUGUGCCAGGUUACUGAGCCAGGAAAGGAGCCUGCCCUCCUCGUGCUCUGUGGGUGGGGGAAAGGGGGAUGUAAUAAAUAAAUGAACAAGACAGUCUCUGACAGUGUUAAGCAUGAUGAAGAAAAUAAAAGUGAUGUGAUCAUAACUGAGGGGAGGGGACACUCAGAGUAGGGCAAGGUGAUAAGGAAUAAAGCAAAUCGGGUGUGGGGGGGCGGGGGCGGGGGGCUACUUCAGGCAGAAGGAACAGCACCUGCAAAAGCCUGGAGGUUUGAAAGAGGGUCCAGAGUCCCUGUGGAGGGUGCAGGGAGAGUGAGUUGAGAGGAGUCUUAAGAGUAGGCAGACAGGCCUGGGGCCGUACUGGGAGGUUUGGACUGUUUCAGUGCCUUGGGAAGCCACUGGAGGCUUUGAGCACGACAGUGACAUCAUCCGAUUUAUGCUUUUAAAAGCUCACGCAGGCAGCUGUGUUCCUCUCACCCUAAAAGCUGCCCUCCCCAAUGCCCCCGCCCCCCGCCCCACCACACACCCCGCCUACACUGCUCCUGGCCCAUAGUGAGUGUUCAAAAAAGUGUUGAUACAUGCCCCUGACUUCCUGUGUGACCUGGAGGUAGUCACUUUUCUCACUGGACCUCAGUUUCCUUACUCGAAAUACGAUCUGUGGGAUUUUCAUGCCAGAGUGGGUGGGCGGGACUGGAUUUAGGUUAUCGGCCUCCCGAACUCCAGGAAAUCUGAGUCUCCCACACAUAAGGGAAUGGGGGCUGGGGGUCUUCAUGCCGCAGAGACCCUAACCAACGCGCGGCGGCCCCGCCCCUCCUGGACCGCUGUCCGAAGGAUGCUGCAGCCCCGGAGGCGGGACCCGCAGGCGAUCCCCGGGGCCCCCUUUCGGAUUGGGUGCAGCCGUGACCGGCACCGCUCGAUUGGUCGAUCCAGAAGCAGGGGCGGGGCCCGGCUCAUGCUGCGGGGCUACCCAGCAGCUGGGGACGCGGCCGGAGCCCGGGAAGCUGCUGCGGGGGCGAUGGCCGCGCCGAGCCUGGGGCCCCGCGAGAUCCUGGCCCCCUCUCCAGAGGAUGGACGCAGAGCAGCUGCUUCAAGCUCUGGCCACCGUGGCCUCCUCUGGCGUCUGCGGGACAAGCAGUGUCGCCUGGGACUGUUUGAGAUCGGCCCGGGGCACGAGCUGCACCAGGUGAUGUGCCUGAUGCAGGCGGGGCUGUGGGCUGCCACUCAAGUGUCCAUGGACCACCCGCCCACGGGGCUGCCCACGGAGGAGGAUUUUUCCGAAGUCCUGACCCAGGUUCAUGAGGGCUUCGAGCUGGGCACCUUGGCUGGCCCCGCCUUCGCCCGACUGAGGCGCUCCCUGGGGCUGGCCGAGGAGGACUACCAGGCCGCGCUGGGUCCCGGCCGCCCCUACCUGCAGUUCCUCAGCACCUCCAAGAGCAAAGCCAGCUUCUUUCUGUCCCACGACCAACGCUUCUUCCUGAAGACCCUGCGGAGCCGGGAAGUGCAGGCGCUGCUCGCCCACCUGCCCCGCUACGUGCAUCACCUGCAGCGACACCCACACUCACUGCUCGCACGGGUGCUGGGAGUGCACAGUCUGCGGGUGGCUCGGGGAAAGAAGAAAUACUUCAUCGUCAUGCAGAGCGUCUUCUAUCCCGCUGGCCGCAUCUCUGAGAGGUAUGACAUCAAGGGCUGCGAGGUGAGCCGUUGGGUGGAGCCCGCCCCUGAGGGCAGCGUCCUUGUUCUGGUGCUGAAAGACCUCAACUUUCAGGGCAAGACCAUCAAUCUGGGGCCCCAGAGGAGCUGGUUCCUCCGCCAGAUGGAAUUGGACACCGCCUUCCUCCGGGAGCUCAACGUACUGGAUUACAGCCUCCUGAUGGCCUUCCAGCGUCUUCAUGAGGAUGAGAGGGGCCCAGGCAGUAGCCUUAUCUUCCGCACAGCUAGGUCUAUACGAGGGGCGCAGAGCGCCGAGGAGUCGGGAGCCCAGAACCGGCGGCUGCUGCCCGACGCCCCCAACGCCCUACACAUCGUGGACGGGCCGGAGCAUCGUUAUUUCCUAGGCCUGGUGGACCUCACCACGGUCUACGGGCUCCGCAAGCGGCUGGAGCAACUGUGGAAGACGCUGCGCUACCCAGGCCGGACCUUCUCAACCGUCAGCCCGGCUUGCUACGCCCGUCGCCUCUGCCAGUGGGUGGAGGCGCACACCGAGUGACCGGCGCCCAGCCGCUCUCUCCCCGUCUGGACAAAUGGGACCACGCCGGGAACGCGGGUUCCAGCCUGGCCCCGGGCAGCGGGUCGGGCUCCCCUCGCCUGCCAUUCCUCCGGUUGGCCUCCAGAGGGCGGCAUCCCCUAACUAAUAUUAUGAACUCAUUUUGCUGGGGAAUGCUGUGCCUGAUAAGUGCCAGGGACUCCCCUAACGUGAGAUUAUUAAUCCUCAAAAAAAAAAAAAAAAAAAAAAAAAGCUAUUAUUCUUUUUUACAGACCAUGAAAUGAAGGCUCAGGGGGUGAAGGGACUGAGCAAAAUCAUUCAGCAAUAAAUGCGAGAACCAGGACUCAACUAUGCCUUUUGAACUCAGGAGCUGUAUUCCUAUUGAUCAGCUCCCACAGUCCUGUCCUCACUGGGGAAGUGGGUGGCUGAAACCUCCAAGUCCAGCCUCUUCGUCGUCCAGAUGGGGAAACUGAGGCCCAAAGACUUUAAGAGACUCAUGCACGGGUAAGUGGCAAGGCCAGCCCAGGAACCCAGGCCUCCCGAUACCCGCUCCGCCCCCAACCCAGGCUCAAGCAGGACCCACUGGCCUCCCUCUGGGGUGGGCCCCCUAUAUUCUGCACAGGUGGGAAGAAGUGGGGCAUUGGGGGGGGUGCUUCAGCUCUAGGUAACAUUAGACUGGGGUCCAUUAUUGAUCUUGAGUAAGUUCUGCCCUCCUCUGGGAGUCACUUUAAUCACCUGUGAAAUGGGAGCAGAGGUUGGUGGUCAGUCUGAGGGACCUGGAUGCACAAACAUCACCGGAGCAGAGAAGGAAAUUGCCUGCAUAGCCCCUGAUCAUUCCUUCUCCCUCCUCCAGGAAACUUCAGCCCUACCUCUGACCCCAGUCCAAUUCGACCAUGCCCAAGGGAGCCCUUCCUCUAGAGCUUCUCUGUGGCCUGGCUGUGUGACCAGGAAAAGGUGCUAAACCUCUCUGUGCCUCAGUGGUCUAAUUUUGCAAAUGGAAAUAUUUAACUCAUUAAAUAUUUAUUGAGCACCUGCUACGUGACAGGCCCUCUGCCGGGGGAAUGGGGACCUCGGGUGGAGCGAAAUGCAGAAUUCUUCCUCUGAAGAACUCACAGUGUGUGUGGGAGGAACAGUGACAAAAGCCAUGUGUCUGACAAAGCC
Bubalus bubalis (water buffalo) is the source of this 4846-nucleotide messenger RNA. RefSeq names its product phosphatidylinositol-4-phosphate 5-kinase like 1 (gene PIP5KL1). Bases 2234 to 3688 code for a protein of 484 amino acids. The record is from RefSeq and is a predicted model, not a curated record. Gene Ontology annotation, biological process: phosphatidylinositol metabolic process. Gene Ontology annotation, molecular function: phosphatidylinositol kinase activity. NCBI's taxonomy places the organism in Eukaryota, Metazoa, Chordata, Mammalia, Artiodactyla, Bovidae. The transcript is spliced from 10 exons.